CGUAAAAGGUCCUCAAUUAGGCUAUCCUCGUAGAGGAAGAGGAGUUUUAUUUACUCACGUUUUAUUACUGUCAAUUAGACAGUUGUAUUGUUUGUAUUUUAGAAAUUUGUAGAUAGAAUAACAAAAUUGUGAAUUUUUUUGCAUAACUUAAAAAGUGAUAAAAAGCAUUGUGAUCCGUUUAAACUGUUAGUCGUUUAGACAGAUAAGAUAAAUCUAUAACAAAUUAAAAUUAGAAAGCGUACAUAGAAAUAUUUUUUGAUUGUUCUCAUGCACAAUAAUUGUGAAGAUACGUCACAGUAUAUUAAUAGGAUUUCAUUCAGUGUUUAUUUGAUUAGUGUUGGAGUUUUUGCAAUGUAAGCGAAAAACUAUAACAAUUGUUUAUAUUUCGGUACACCGUACACCUGAGGUUGUUUUAGUUUUUUAUUUAGGUCAUUUAAUCAUUAGAAUACUUAAUGACACAACUGAAUAAAAAAUACAAUCAUGGAUAAUUCUGAUGAAGAAAGUGAAUUAGAUCCUAGGAUUCAAAUAGAACUAGAAAAACUCAACUCCACUACUGAUGAAAUCAAUAAAUUGGAAAUUGAAUAUGAUGAAGAAAAUAAGACUUUUCGCAUGCUUCUAAAUGAAUGCACACGGCGGCUCAAGUUACUAUCGAAAAAAUUAGGCAACUGUAUAGAAAAAUCUAGACCUUACUAUGAACUCUUAGAGGUUGCAAAAAAGGCUCAACAAGAAUGUCAAGAAGCAGCUCUGUUGUACAAGAAGGCACACGGAAUCCACGCGGCAGCUAAAGAAACUGUAGCUUUGGCAGAGCAGCAAUUUUUAACAAAUCAACACGAAUGGCAGUUCGACAAUGCUUGGCAGGAAAUGCUCAAUCAUGCUACUAUGAAGGUUAUGGAAGCGGAAACUAACAAAGCUGAAUGUGGUCGAGACCAUCAACGAAAAGCCAUAGCAUUCAAAGAAAUAGAAGAAAAAUUAAAAUCCCACGAAGACAAACUACACAAAUUCAUAUUAAAAGCUCGCCCCUACUUCGAUGAAAAGGCACUAUGUCAGGAUCAACUCAACCACCAAAAGCAUCGUAUAGGCGCGCUAAAACAAGAAAUCUUAAAUUCGAAACAAUUUUAUUCUCAAACACUGAAAAACUUAGAACAAAUAUCCAACGAAAUACAUAUGAAGAGGAAGGGAAAGAAACAAGAGUGCGAUAUCUUACGGGGACCUCGAGAGCCAGGUGUCGGAGCAGAACUGACUUCAAAUUUCGAAGAAAUACCGCUCACCAAACAGUACCAAUCACUGCCCGAUAUAACAACGGAACUAGACAAGUACGACACUUGUAGCGCCGUUCCCAGCUCUACCGUUAGUGAAAAGGAUGAAUGCGAAGGCCUAGAUAAUAUCGACGAUAUAGUUAACACAGUAGAUAAGCUACAUUUAGAUAGACCCGUCGAGGGUACGAGCGAAAAAGUAUUUGUGUCAGAAUUUCAUUUGGGGAAAUUGGGAAAUUAGUUAUUACGUGUUUAUUGAAGACUUGAAUCGAUUUGAAAAACCCUUAAUGGCUAAUUUAGUCAACAAAAGACAUUACCUAUAAAGUUAUUGAAAGCAUUUUUCUUGGUAUGAUAAAAUAUUUUUACUAAUUCAAAACAUUCGAAUUCUUUCAAAGAAACAUUCCAAAUUCUCUUUUAUUUCCGUGUGAAUAUAGUUUGCGAUAUAUAUGCUAUAGUACUUCGUAACUUUCAGUAAAAAAUAUUAAAAUAUACUAUGUCAAUGAGUUUAAAAUGGCUGCACAUAAUGGUGCACUUUUUAGAGUAAAACUGCAAGUACACUAAACAACAAAAUUAACGCACCACCUUAAAAAUGGAACAUUUUUGAUGUCUCGAAUUUCCUAAACCUGUUGUCCGAUUUGUGUGUUUUUUUUAGUAUGUUAUAGCUUUAUUCUUCAAGAAUAUCCAUGUAAUAAUAUUGUUGCUAAACAGGUAACUGUCAUUGUAUACCGGGUGUAACAAUGAUAGUGUGAUUUUUCCUCAAAGUUUGGAACACACUGUGGAAUAUUCUAGCCUAUAUAAAAUACUGAAAUUAAAGCUCAACUGUAGCCUUAGGCUUUCUUAAUAUUUUACUUUUUGAUUCAUUCGCUUAGGUUGGAUAAUAAAAAAGUUAGGUACUUUAACAACUAGCAACGUUCUUCAUCAAUACAGGGUGUUUCUAAAUAAGUGCGACAAACUUUAAGGGGUAAUUCUGCAGGAAAAAAUAAUGACGUUUGUUUUAUAAACAUAUGUCCGCAAAUACUUCGUUUCCGAGAUACGAGAUGUUGACUUUUUUCUUACAAUCUGAUGAUUUAUUUAUUGCUCUAGAACCGAUUGAGAUAUGCAAAUGAAAUUUAGUAGGUUUUAAGAAAUAGUUAUUGCGCAUUUUUUGACAUACAAUUAAGAAUUUUAUAUUUACCAUUGGCGUGCAUACGGGUCAUAUCACCCGCAUGCACGCCAAUGGUGAAAAUAAAUUUCUUAAUUGUAUGUCAAAAAAUGCGCAAUAACUACCUCUUAUAGCCUACUAAAUUUCAUUUGCAUAUCUCAAUGCAAAAAUUCAACAUCCCGUAUCUCGGAAACAAAGAAUUUGCGGACAUAAUAUGUUUAUAAAGCAAACGGUCAUUAUUUUUUCAUGCAAAAUUACCCCUUAAAGUUUGUCGCACUUUUUUAGAAACACCCUGUAUUGAUGAAAGUUGGCUAGUUGUUAAAGUACCUAACUUUUUUAUUAUCCAACAUAAGCGAAUGAAUCAAAAAGCAGUAUACAAUGACACUUACCUGUUUAGCAACAAUAUUACUACAUCGAUAUUCUUGAAGAACAAAGCUAUAACAUACUAAAAAAAUCGCUCAAAUCGGACAACAGGUUUAGGAAAUUCGAGAUAUCAAAAAUGUCCCAUUUUUAAGGUGGUGCGUUAAUUUUUCUGCUCAGUGUAGGUAAUGCUCCAAUCGAGCAAAUUAAAUCUUUCAAAUACUUGGGAAUGAUGGUGAAUGACCAAUGGGAUUCUCAACAAGAAAUAAAAUGCCAUACCUAACAAGCAAGACACGCUUUUAUUAAAUUUAAACUGCUACUUUGUAACCGCAAUAUUUCCUUCAUCCUCCGUUACAGAAUGGUUAAGUGCUAGGUAUGGUCCAUAUUGUUAUACGGCAUGGAGACAUGGACGUUGAAAAUAUUUUCCAGUAAAAAGUUGGAGGCCUUCGAAAUGUGGACCUUGCGAAAUAUAUUCCGCAUACCAUGGACAUAUAGGGUGAGAAACGAGGAAGUUUUAAGAACAGCAAAUACUAAGAGAGAAUUAAUCAACGUGCGAAAAAUUAAUACCUGGGCGAAGAUAAUCCUGAGAGGGGAAAAAUGCGCAAUCCCUCAGGACACGCGCCAACUCGUAACUUUUAAUGACAACCAUUUUCAGAUUAACAUGUACACCGGCCAAUUCGUAACUUUUCUACUACCUGAACCUGCCAACUCGAAACCGUCUACAGGUGAAUUCGAAACCAUGGAUUAAAUCUAAUACCUCAGGUAGUUAGGUUAAAACGUAUGAAACAAAUUUAAAGCCAACACGGGGCCUAUCGCAAAUGUAUCUAUCUAUCUAAUCAGCCCUAAACAUCCAUCCUUGGAUAUAGGCCUCCUCUUCCUUCUUCCAUGCCUCUCUAUCUUGGGCAAUUUGCAUCCAUUUUGACCCAGUGUGUUUCUUCAGGUCAUCUGACCAUCGCAUCUGUGGCCUUCCCCUUUUUCGUUUGUGGUUCCAUGGUCUCCAUUGUAUUAUCAUCUUAGUCCAUCUUUCAUCCUUCUGCCGUAGGGUGUGUCCGGCGAACUUCCAUUUAAGCUUUGCUACUUGGGUAGAGACUGUAGAUACGCAAAUGUAUAUCUUUCAUUAAUGUUUAUUGAUAAGCAAAGUCCCAAUUCUAUUUUACUUCAACUCAUUUUAAAGCUAUUUCAAUAAACUAAUCGGUUUUUUUCAGUUUUUUGGUAAAAUGUCGUAACUUAUAGACAAAAAUUCUUAAAAUCGGCUAUUUUCAUUUAAAUUGUCAAUAAAUAAAUAAAUUGAUAAAAAAUUGGUCAGAUUUACAUAUAUGUUGUUAUUCUAUCCAUAUAGAAAUUAAAACAAUUGUUACAUAAUGUAGUAGUUACACUGAGUGUCAUAAAAACCGUGUAUUGUUACUCAUUUCUUUAGGCUAUGUCACGUAAUAUCGAGAUUCGAGAGUUUUAUUUUUACAUAGGGUAUUAAUGUUUAACUAACUUAAUUUAUAGUUUUAUAAGCAACAAUUAAGUAUAGCAAGAUUUAUAAAACCAUGUUUAAAUUAUUUUACAUGCACUAUAAUGCGUUUAUCUUAAAUUUUGUUUUAAAUGCUUUUCUUCUGACUGGCAGACAGUAAAUAGCAAAAAUUAGCAUUUUUGACAUCAAAUUUUUGAUAACCAACAUAAGUGUUUGUUACUACUCAAAAUAUUAAAAAAAAACUUACCGUCGGUAUAACAAUGUUUUCCACUUUUUAGCACUUUCUUUAAGUGAAAUUUAAAAUUAUUUACCACCAAUAACUUAUACCCACGUUCACUCAUUACGAAAUCUGUUACAAGAAUUUCAGCCAUUUUCAGAAAAUUUAUUUGGAUUUUCUCUAGUAACUCUUCCAAAAGACAAUACAUAAAUGAUGAAUACCUUUUACACCACUUUAAAGAGGGUAAUUUAUACAGGUACAUACCUGGAAUAACGGUAUUAGAUUACCAACAUUACUUAAAAAAUGAAAGUUACAAAUUCACCGGUAGUUAGUGGGUUAUCGAAAAAUUACUGCGCGCCAGAGUUACCAGUUUGCCUGUUAUUAGGAUGGGGGAUUAAAAUAGUUACGAAUUCACAGGGACCCAUCCCUCAACUAAUCAUCCAAGGAAAGAUUGAGGGCAAGAGGGGAGUAGGUCGCAAACAAAUAUCGUGGCUACGGAGUAUAAAGAACUGGACAGGCAUAAAUAACACUGGCAUGCGCAUGUGGCAUGCCACAAAAGACAGACGUCUGACCUUAAGAUAAUUCGCCAACGCGCACUAUAAUACGAAGAAGCACCAAAAUGGUAGUGUAAUAACAUGUGAAUUAUGUAAGGAAGCUAGAAUUACGAAGCUCUAUCAAGCGCUAAAAAUAAACAUUCUUUUAAUUUGUAAAUAAAAGUCUCGAAAAAUGCUACCACAAAUCAAGCAGUUUCUGAUGAUGAAGUUUAUUAGACAAGAGAAACUUUUACCAGAAUGAGCGAGUUAAAUUCAUUCUACUGCUUAAUGCUGAUUGCAUAGCUAAGAAACCUUUCGCCGAGAGUCUCCUCUCCUAGAUAGCCUUAUCCUUAUGGUAACCUUGGUAAAUGGAGUGACUGCUAUAGUUGUUGAAAUACGGAAAAGGGCAACAACUUUUUUCACUUUUAUUUCUAUGUGUGUGUAUAGCUGUGUCUCGUCUCGUGGCAGUAAUGUUAAACACUAAGCUGUCUUGUAAAAUUCAAAAAGUGAAAUGUCAACUAAUCUGACUAAAUGAUUUAUUACCAACUAUUUCGUAAUUAGCCUUGGUUGUGGGAUAUUAUAACUUUGAACAUUUCAAAGGCGAUGUAGCAACGGUCAGAGUUGUCUUCUGGACGACAACUAAUAAUAAUUUCUGACCAUAGCCUAUAAGUUUGCAAGCCAAUGAAAAACUAAGCUACUUUUACCCGACCGCUUCUUUACGAUUAUGGUUGUCAUAAAUAACUGCCAUAAUUGGACGGGAUUCUGCAGAAAGGAACCAAACCACAAAUAUGUAUUUUUCCUAUUAACAGUCACAUAGGUUGUAAAAUACUCCGUAGAUAGAUACUUAUGCAGAAAAUAACCAAGUCACUUACGAUAUACAUCGUCCUCUAUGAGCGAAAGAACCAACCAACAUUAUCGUUGCAGCGUGACAGCGUACUGUAGAAAAGAUCCAUAUGUGGGUUGGUUCCUUUAUGCAAAUUCAUUUAAGUUAUUUUGCAGAAGGGAACCAAGCUACAAAAGUGGAUUUUUUUUAAAACAACUGUUUUCUUGAAUUCACGGGACUUCCAGAACAAAUUAUUAAAUGCCAGUAAUUUCAUAUUAAGAUUUUUUGUAGAUUAUACGCCUGAUUAUGUAACUCAAUAAUGGAAAAUAAAUGUUUGUUAACUUUGAAUUCACUUAAGUUGUUUUGCAGAAGGGAACCAAGCCACAAAAGUGGACUUUUUUUAAAACAACUGUUUUCUUGAAUUCAGGGACUUCCAGAUUUUGAAAUCGAACAAAUUAUUAAAUCCCAGUAAUUUCAUAUUAACAUUUUUUAUAUUAUACGCAUGAUUAUGUAUCUCAAUAAUGGAAAAUAAUUGCUUGUUCACUUUGAAUUCACUUAAGUUGUUUUGCAGAAGGGAACCAAGCCACAAAAGUGUAUUUUUUUUUGUAAACAACUGUUUUCUUGAAUCAAACAGUAUGUGUUAAAUCAAAUCUAUUGGCAUCUCGUCCUAAGCAAUACGCCCUCUGGAGGAUAUUGCAGUAACCGAGCUAAGGGGCCAUUGUUUAUUUUCUUUCACGUUGACGGUUGAAGGCAUGGCAUCCGGCAUAUUGUUUAGGUUGGGAGAAUUUGUUUGUUUAUGGUUUAAUCACGUUUAAUUGUUGCUGUAUAUUACUCGUUUGUUGUUAUUUAUUUUGUUUGUUGUUACGUUAUUUGUUGUUUCGCGUUAAAGGUUAAUUGUGUUUGUACAAAAUAUAAUUAAAUUUAAAAGAAAAACACAGAUAAACGAACAAAACUAAAAGACAAAACUAAACAUACAACCAAAUACAACAUACAAUAUGUAAACAAUGGAACGCGGCGUCGGUAGUUUCUCCACUGUCAUCAAUACGACUAACUUCACACUUCACAAUGGCCCCUUAGCUCGGUUCAAUUUGAUACCACAUUGGCGCUGCGAUCUUAAUCCGAAUCGCCAAUUGCAUAUAUUGACGAUUUUAAUGUUAAACCAUGAUUAUUUUUAAUAGAGAAUUUUAAAUGUUAUCGUAAAGUUUUUGGCUAAUAUCUCAGUUUUAACAAAGUGUGGUUUGGAUCCUUUCUGCAGAAUCCCGUCCAAUUUGGACUGGAGAAAAAAAUAUGCCAUAAUUUGCAUUGCAGUCAACAGUGUUGAUCUGUGUUGCAAUUUUUAAAAUCACAGUAUAGUUCACUAGAAUCAUAUAAAAUCACUGUAGGGAGAAUUUGUAUAAUGAAUAGACAAGGGAAGCUGAAAUGACGAGAUUGUCACUAAUUAGGUAUUUUCCUUUGUUUUCUGGUGUAGCACUAGUUCUAAUAAAGUGUAGAAGUGCUACACUAAGUCGUUCCUUUACAAGGUGUAGUGGUACACCAAUCUUUUCCAUUGAAAAGUGAAGCAAAAAACACAUGUGUAGAUAAAUCUACACCUGCUUGUGAAAGGGUGACUACCUGCAGUCGUCUUGCGCAGUAUCGUCCAACCAGUUUGACAACUGUUUAGCUGUUUGUAGUCUGACAACUGUGUUUGUUUACAAAAACAAUAUAUUUUUAGUUAAAUUUAAACUGAGAGACAAGCUUUUAGUAAUUUUAAAACCAAAGUACCUACAAAUUUUAAUCUAAUUAUACAAUUGUACUAAACUUACGUGCAUAGAAAUCGGCCCACUUAAAAAUUUGGUCAUUUUUGAUGUCUCAUAUUUCCUAAACCUGUUGGCCGAUUUAAGUGAUUUUUUGAACAUGUUAUAACGUGAUUCUUUAACAAUACCACUGUAAUAAUAUUGUUGCUAAACAGGUAAAUUUUUAUUGUACAUCGGGUGUACCAAUCAAACUGUGUUUUUUUCUGAAAGUUCGCAUCACCCUGUGGAAUAUUCUAGCAUUUAUAAAAUACUGAAAUUAAAACCCAACAUUGGCCUCAGGUUUUCUUAACAUUUUGUUUUUUGAUUCAUUCCUUUAUGUUGGAUAAUAAAAAAGUUAGGUACUUUAACAACUAGACAUGUUCUUCAUCAAUACACGGUGUUUCUAAAUAAGUGCGACAAACUUUAAGAGGUAAUUCUGCAUGAAAAAAUAAUGACAGUUGGCUUUAUUUACGUAUGUCCGCAAAUGUUUCGUUUCCGAGAUACGGGAUGUUGAAUUUAUUCUUACAAAAUGACGAUUUAUUGUAUUGCUUUAAAACUGGUUGAGAUAUGCCAAUGAAAUUUAGUGAGAUUUAAGGCGUAGUUAUUGCACAUUUUUUGACAUACAAUUAAGAAUUUAAUAUUCACGACUAGCGCGCGCAUACGUGUAAUAUGACCGAUCAUAUUACCCGUAUGCACGCUAGUGGUGAAUAUAAAAUUCUUAAUUUUAUGUCAAAAAAUUCGCCAUAACUGUCUCUUAAAACCUACCAAAUUUCAUUUGCAUAUCUAAACUGGUUUUAAAGCAAUAAAUGAAUCAUCAGUUUGUAAGAAAAAAUUCAACAUCCCGUACCUCGGGAACGAAACAUUUGCGGACAUACGUUUAUAAAGCCAACUGUCAUUAUUUUUUCAUGCAGAAUUACCCCUUGAAGUUUGUCGCACUUAUUUAAAAACACGGUGUACUGAUGAAGAACAUGUCUAGUAUUAUCCAACAUAAACGAAUGAAUCAAAAAACAAAAUGUUAAGAAAACCUGAGGCUAUAGUUGGGUUUUAAUUUCAGUAUUUUAUAAAUGCUAGAAUAUUCCACAGGGUGAUGCGAACUUUCAGAAGAAAACACAGUUUGAUUGGUACACCCACUAUACAAUGAAAAGUUACCUGUUUACCAACAAUAUUAUUACAGUGGUAUUGUUAAAGAAUCAGGCUAUAACAGGUUCAAAAAAUCACUUAAAUCAGCCAACAGGUUUAGGAAAUAUGAGACAUAAAAAAUGACCAAAUUUUUAAGUGGUCCGAUUUCUAUGCACGUAAAUUUAUUAUAAAAAUGUUUGAAAUCGAUACCUAUCCAAUUAUAAUAAAAAUGUAUUUAAAUUAAAGAAGGAAAAUAGAAAGUAUAAGUAAACAAAACACAAAAAGAAUCUAAAGAUAAACAAGUAAUAAAAUAACCUGACUUGUUAUAACUGCAACUCAAAGGUUAACUUCACGAGAACGCUCCUUUGCUUAGUGACAGCCAUGAUUUUCGUUUGACACUAGCCAGUGUAGCCUGCACUCAACUACACUCGAAAGUGUUACAAAAUGUUACAUUUAUACUCUUGUGUUCAAAAUUUUAAAUGAAACAAAAACCGAAUCGAUUGAAGUCUUCUUGAAUACGCAGGGAAUCGCAGAGGUUUCAAUAUUUGUACCUUAUUAUUUUAAGUAUAUUGAGUAUAACUCACCUGUUAAUAUUCAGAUGUUUUAACACUAAUACAUUUUAUUAAGAUAUUAAUUGCAUUUAAAAUGUAUAACACUAGAAACUUGCCAUUUUCAAGAAUUUCAUUGGAACGUUUAUAGAUAACUAAAAGAGGAUAUAUGCAUAUACAUUUUAAAGGAGAUGGUUUCAAAAUGAUAUUGUCAUUAUUUUUGAGUUGCGUUCCUGGGAGGACUUUAUUGGAAGAUAGUUAAUAUUUUGUAAAUUGAUAUCUGAGGACAGUAAUAAGUACAUUUUCUUUCCCAUUAGGAUCCAUCAGUUAUCGCUAUUUUAUAUUUGCCGAGACGGAAGAAAACUAUUGGAUCAAAAAUAUUUUUUUGUUUAUUUAUAAAAUUAAUCUUAUAAAAACUAUGGAAACUAGAGUAAUUUUGAUAGUGGAUUUAGCAUCUACGAAAAAAAUUCGUCUCUAAACGGUAUGUAAUAUUUUUCUUCAUAAAAUUUAAAUUUUUAAAACUCAAGUAGCUCUAUAUUUUACGAGUUACUUAUUCCGACUCAAAAACCUUUGUAAAAAUUAAUAUAUUAUUAAUUUAUUAUUUUUCCCUGUAUUAACAAGUAGUGAUGAAGAGGAACAAAUUAUUACUUAAAUUAAAUUAUAGCGUACAGUUCAAAAAACUUAUAAAAAUGAAUCUCACUGUAAUGAAACACUUAAAGUCUUGUAAAAGUCUUCUUUUAGUUUUCUAUAAAAAUAUUCUAUUUUGUUUGCAUAUAUUUGAGGUUGAAAGAAUUUAAAAGACAUUUUAUAUAUUUAUUAUUUUUAAGAAUAUUUUUUCGUUAAUAAAUAUGAAAAUACGAAACAUUACUUAAAUACUGCCGUAUAUGUCUCACUAAUCAUUGUAUUAAGUAAUUUUUCAAUUUUUUUACACUGUAACAGAGAGUUAAAAUGUAUUUACAUAAGAUUAUUGCAUUUUAGGUAUGUUUGACUUUUGCCUGUUAUUAUAAGAAUAGGCAUUCGAUAAUUUAUUUUUUAUAAUUUUUAGUAUCUUUUAAUAUAACAAUGUGAAACAAAUCCUAUUUCAAAUUGUGUAUCAAUUUUUCUAUUCGGUAUAUGAGAGCGGUCCUUUAAAUAAUUAGCCUUCAAGAAAAGCGUUUGACCCAGCGUUGCUUUUGACUUCUUUAACAUGUCAAAUAAAUACGUUAAUGUCCGACUGGUAUAUUAUUUGACAAAUAUUGACAUGAUUUCGAAGUCAGUUAAAUAUGAUAUAAUGCCGAUAGGGCUUUAUUUUGAAAAAUAACGCCCUUGGGCAGGCGCGGAUCUAGAAAUUCAUAAUGGUGGGGGCCAGACUUACCUCAAAUAUAUUAUAUUUUCCAGAUUUAGCCAUACGACUCACACUUACUCUAAGGAGAAAAUACACUAUAUAAUCCCAGAUACCUACGGUAUCAAAAAUAUUGAUACACAAUUCACGACUAUUAAUCUCACUUGUCGUUCUUUACCAUAAAUAUUAACCUUUCUACCAUCAAUGGGUAGGUACGCAUGGAUUAUCUAGUAAAAUACAAAUUUUUUUAUCUUUAUUGUAUCGCAAAUUUGAAACGUGACUUUUCAUGAGAUAAGGUUUAUACGCAGUGUAAUGUAUUUGCAUUUUAAAAUAUCAUUUUUGUUAUUCUUUGAAUUGAGAAAAAUAUUUCCGUUGUUUAUGGUUCCACCGGUAUCCAAACAAAUGCGCCUGCAGAUUAUUUUCCAGAUAAGGGUGUUUUAUUAGAUUUUAUGGCUUGUUUUAUUUCUUUGGAAGCGGUUGUCGUGUAAUUUAGUACUGAUGGCUUAAAGUUUAGAGUUAACAGAAAAAAAAAUAAAUAAUAAAAAAUACUUAUAGACUAAAUACAAUAGGGGGUCCAUGGACCCGUUGACCCCCCCUGUAUCCGCGCCUGCCCUUGGGCGUUAUAUUUAAAUAACUAGUUAAAUGCUGUCAAGUUGACAAAUAAAAACCUAAGUAAAACUAUGGUUACCGCAAUUACGUUACGACUAUUGCUGCUAAAUGUACUUAUUUGAAAACUAAUUCAUUCAAAUUUUUUGCAUAUAAAGAAGAAUUUAGUCGGACAUUAAACGUUGAAGGCACCACGGGUAUUAUAGAUAAUAACGCUUUCGAUCAACGUAUAUACCGGUCAACGGUAUAUACACCGUUGACCUCAAGCGUUAUUAUCCUUAUAAUACCCUUGGUACUUUAAUAACUAUUUGUCGAGGUCUGUAAAGCAGGUCUCCGUGGUGGUGAUAGCCUCCUCAUUCGACUCAAAUUUCUGCCCGGUGAGUGACUUUUUCAAGUUUGAAAACAAAAUGAAGUCGCAUGGGGUCAAAUCUGGAGAAUACGGUGCAUGGGGCAGCAUUUCGUGGCUCAAUUUGGCCAUGGAGGCGGCGUAGGUUUGAACAGGCGUGUAUACCUCACAUAUUUCAAUGGUAAAUUAAUACAUAAAACACAUGCGUACCUACGAAUUCUGCUUCAAAAAUAUCCGGCCUUCAUUCUACCUUCGCAAUAUUAUUCUUUAUGAUACAGCUCAUGGUACCUUUCGAAGUAAUCUCCAUUCGACAUGUUGAUGCUUGAACGUUGCCUUUUAAGUGGCAUUUUCAGUUUUGAAAACACGAAAAAGUCACAUGAUGCUAUGUUGGAUUGCAUGGAAACUGUCGGAAUUAUGUAACUUUAUAUUUUCGAAAAACGUUUACACAAGUUUCAUGACUAUGCUUGCUUACUAUCAGGAUGACGAGUCAACACUCGACCAACAAUGGGGCCGAUUUCUUCUCACUGUGCCACGUAAUAUUUUUAUAACUUAGGGGAGAGUCGGCUAUUGGUGCGCACCUAAGGCUAAUUCAGGAUAUUUCACAAACUUGAAACAUUUCAGUUUCCAAAUUUCUUUAAGAUAUACUUCAAAGGCUUAGGUAUAUUGGUAGUGACCUCACUUAAUGAAUGGUUGAACAGUAGAAGAGUGAGAGGCGAAAUUUCCAAUUAGUGUAAUGCGCACAAUUACCCAACCUAUUCGGCUAAUGGUGCGCAUAUGUCGGAUAACUGUGCGCAAUAAUUGAACUUAAAAAUUACCUUCGAAUACAGUUGAGUCCGCGAGUCUUUACCCGUGCGUCAUUAAUACCUGGCGAGAUAAAACACAUACUUUUUAUCUAGCAUCAUUCUCUUCCACGCAUGAAACUCAUGACAAACCAGCUGCCGUUUGUUAUUAAGUUAAAACACAUGUUAUUUUUGUGAACCAUCUAGACUCAGUGCAUUGAAAAGAGAUAGGUACAAAAAAAGACGAUUCGGUAUGUUUUCAUAUUUUAAGCACAAUUUGUUUGACGUUUCUGCUUUGUUUACUUUUUGGGGCUGUCAGUCAGUUGAAUUUUUUGCAGUUUUUGUUGAAUUUUUGCGUUUUGAAGUUUCUUUAUACACAAACAGUUGUUUUCACAACUAAUUUUAUAUUGGACAUUCAAAUUUUAAGGUAGGUAAUUAUAUUUUGGCAAUUAAUAUUUAAAACAUACAAAGCUAACGUCAUUCACACAGUAAAGAAGUGAUUGUGUUUAGGUUUCCGUCAAAGUAAAUAAAAUGACAAUUAAUUAGUUAGUAGUUAUAAAAUAUAAUAUUAUUUCCUAUAAAACUCUUUUAAAAAUUGUACUUUGAUUUUACCAGUGGCUAAAAUCCUUCUUGUCCUUAAUCAAUGGCAUUACUUUUGUUUAUCGUUGACACUCAACAUAUUGCAAAAUACUUUCAAAUAAAUAAUAAAAAAAAAGAUUGUUGUAUAUUUAAUUUUAUUUUUUAUAAAUUGUUUAUUUAUUAAUCACUAAUGAUAUUAAAAGAAUUUAUUAAUGUACUUCAAAUGUAGCUGCAAUUUUGCCCAAAAUUUUGAAGCAAAACUUACAUUUGAUAUUCUGUUUAUUUGAUAACGUUAAAUUUUAUAGUAAAACCCGCAAUCGGAACAGUAGCCACUUUCUGUCACUUGUUGUUGCGUGAAAUAGAUUUUCGACUUAUUUCGUAUGCUUUAAAUGAUGACGCACGGGUAAAGACUCGCGGACUCAACUGUAUGUAUCUUAUUGAAUAUAAACAUUAAAGGGACAAACAAAUAUACGGAAAACGAUAAGAAACCAAGUUACAGAUAUUUAAAAAAUAUAUAAGUACAGUAGAACGUCAAUAAUCCGGAUUAAUUGGGACCGGACCCCAUCCGGAUUAUCAAAUUAUCCGGAAUAUCGAAAUUACCUAAAAAAAAGCCAGUAUACACAUUAAAGUACAACAAACGUUUUAAAAUUGUAUGUUUUCUCUUGUACAGUAAAGUGUCUAAAAAUAGAAGUGAAAUUAAUCAAAACACUUUUUUUAUGUUUAAACACUGUAUUGUAAUUAAUUUAUAAUAGCAGCAUGUGUACAGUAAAAAACAUCAGACAUUAUUUAGGCUUUUAAAAAAUGUGUAAAAUAUUUUUGAACUGCGGUAGAGGUUCGUUUUUCGCACCUAAGUUCUUAAUUUAUUUUAAAGGAAUCAGAUAUUUUUGCUAGAUACAAAUCCGGAUUAUUGACGGUCCGGAUUUUUGACGUCCGGAUUAUCGACGUUCUACUGUAUUGCAGAAGUCACAAAUAUAUCCUUCUGAACUAUCCUGUCGUAUACACAUGGCAUGAGACCAUUGACAAUAUAUCGAACACUUCACCAUACUUCGUCUUUUUUGCUACCAUCACCGCAAUACACAGAAGUCAUUUUGAUCUUACACGAGAUCGUCCAACUCAUCAUCAUGGCACAGUUCACUUUCUGAAAUAAUUUUGGAGCUGUUGUGUUCAAAAAUUUUCCUUUUUGUACUUUUUUUCAAUUUCGUGAUUUUCUCUUUGCCCCUUUCUCUACUUUGACGGUUGUUUACGCUUGUUUACGUUUUAUGGCGCAGUCACAAAACGUAAAAAAUGCCUAUAUACCUUGCCGGCUAAUGGUGCGCAAUGCGCAAUAUCAUACUAAUAUGAUAUCAUACUAAGCGAAAACAUGUAAACCAUAACUGCCAACCGGUAAAGUAUCUCCCGACGUUCGUUUGUGUCGGAUAGAUACGGCAGUUGCUACUAGAUGACCCGACAAUAUAGUUUUUACAAUUUUAUAAAUAGGAGAUUAGAAACAUUGAUGCGCACAAUUACCCGAUGCGCACAAUUAGCCGACUCUCCCCUACUUUUACUUUUGGAAUCGAUAUUUUUCGGUGUUUUCCUGAUAUGUUGACGAGAACGCUUGUCACUGUCAACAGACGUGGGACCAUUUUUAAACUGAUUGAAUAAUUCUUUUAUGUAUAUUUUGCUCAUACAAUCAUAUUCAAAUAACUUUUGCAUUUUUAAGUUCAAAUCAAAACUUAAUGAAAAUUCGUUGAUCUCCGUCAUUUUUUGACACCAUCAAAAUAUGACGAACUCAAAAUAGGAAAUGUAAACAACACUUUCUUUAGAAUGUGGAAAGUUCGUGAAGAGUUUGGUAUUGAUUAUGAUGAUUAUUGAUUAUGGAUGAAUUAAGGUAUUAAUUACCUUGGUACCUUACAGAUGGCGCUGUUAUGUUUUGGCGGGAAGUUAUGAACGGAGGUUUGGAGUUAUGUCUUCUUCCUCUUUAUAAGCAAUUCUGCUUGUUCAUUGGCGGAUUGAUACCUCUGUGGAAGGUUGUCACUCCAUCUAUUGCGCAGUCGGUCGAUACUUCUACCGAUUGGUGAUUUAUCUCUUGCUAUUUUGACCACACGUGUCUCCCCCAUUCUUCUUAUGUGGUUAUUCCAUUCUUUUUUUUUUUCUUAUUCAGUGUCCAUUUGUUUAUACACCGUAGGUUACAUUUUCUUCUGUCUUCACUCCUCUCUCGGUGUAUUUCCUUUAAUUCUUCUUAUAACUCUCAUCUCUGCCGUUUCCGAUAGUCUUUGUAUUGUGGCUGAAUCUCUUGUUUCUGAUGCAUAUUGAUAUUAUUGGUCUUACACUGGCUUUAUAAAUUCUUGACUUCAUCUGUCGGUUUCGCCUUAUAGUGUUAUUAAGGCAUCCUGUCAGUGUAUUUACUUUUUGUACUUGAUUUCUCACUUCUUUGUCCAGGUCUCCGUAGCUGCACAAUGUAAUUCCAAGGUAUUUUAUUGCCAUUACUUGUUGAGUACUCAUGCCAUCAAUUUGUAUUUUACAUCUUAUUAGUUCUGUACUGAUUACUAUUGUUUUAAUUUUCUUAGGAGUUAUGUGAUUAAUAUAAUUUUAACUCUCUAUGUCGGUGUCCAUAUAGUUUAACAUACAUAUACAGUCGAACUCGCAUAUUGGAUUAGCCUUCGUGCCAAGCAAAAGUAUUCCUGUAAGCGGGAUAUUCUAAUAACCGAUCAUCGGUGGCUAGUAGAAACGUUUUGGGACCUCAAAUUUCUAAUCUUUAAGCGGGGAUAUUUCUAUAACUGCUAUUCUGAAAGCGGGUUCGACUGUAUACAAUACGACGCUCAGGUAGGUUUAGAUGUAAAAACGUUUUAACGUAUUUGCGUCUUUUUCGUAGUAUAAUUUUAUUUAACACUGCAUUUAGUAGUACAAAAGCCUUUGUUAAUACAAAAAUGUCACAUUUGCUUAUUGUUUGUUUUUAGAUUAUAGCUACAGUCAUGUAAAAAAAUAUAACAACACUGUCUUGAUUUUCUACAGAUUAUAGCUAACUUGGGAAAAUUAAUUAGUCAGUCAGACAGCCGUUAAUUUUCACUUGACUUAUGUUUGACAACAAAUGUUGAUUUCUUUUGUUAGGUAUAUCACAAUUUGAACUUUGUAAAUCUGGUCAACUGUGCACUUAUUGAGCUAAUUAACAUAAUAUAAUUUUUUUGAAGCUGGUGUGAUAUUUUUGUCUUAAUAAAUUAUAUAUGAACUGUAAAUCUGGUGGUUUUAUGUGGAAAAGCAUCUGUGCUUACUAUUGCAAUAUGUAAAAUUUCACUGUGGUACGUACUAUCUAUAUAAUGUUAGAAACGUUUGUUAAUCUACUGUCAAAUGUAUUAUUUUUAAUUUUCUGUUAGUACAAAUAUUGUAGAUUGUUAAGGAGGAGCACAGCAAAAUCUAUUAAAUGAACGUAAUAAAUUAUCA
This is a messenger RNA of Diabrotica virgifera virgifera (western corn rootworm), 16273 nucleotides long. RefSeq names its product SH3 domain-binding protein 5 homolog (gene pcs). The record is from RefSeq and is a predicted model, not a curated record. NCBI's taxonomy places the organism in Eukaryota, Metazoa, Arthropoda, Insecta, Coleoptera, Chrysomelidae. Gene Ontology annotation, molecular function: protein kinase inhibitor activity. The coding region runs from base 481 to 1494 and encodes 337 amino acids. The transcript is spliced from 4 exons. Gene Ontology annotation, cellular component: cytoplasm. Gene Ontology annotation, biological process: intracellular signal transduction; negative regulation of protein tyrosine kinase activity.